Molecule: messenger RNA, 1052 nt
Organism: Brienomyrus brachyistius
Lineage: Eukaryota; Metazoa; Chordata; Actinopteri; Osteoglossiformes; Mormyridae
Gene: gfer
Product: growth factor, augmenter of liver regeneration (ERV1 homolog, S. cerevisiae)
Exons: 3
Coding region: 245-832 (195 amino acids)
Cellular component (GO): mitochondrion
Molecular function (GO): flavin-dependent sulfhydryl oxidase activity; flavin adenine dinucleotide binding
Source: RefSeq, a predicted model, not a curated record
GGUGCUCGACCUAAAAGUCCCGGAGAUGAAACAAAACAUAGCUAUCGAAAGGUACCGGUUUUGGCAAUAUAGAUUAUUAAAAUAUGAUCGCCAAUAUGUAUCGCAGUAAUUUGUAGUUAAGCGCAUGAUUAACUCUAGAGAAUGAUGAAUUGCGGUUAUAAAGGGUUGUGUUAGAUUGCUUAACUUGCAUCGGAAAAUCUAACCGCGUGUCACACUUUAACAACCCCCAAAGCACGAAACAAACAUGGCUGCGGCCAGAGGUACCAGUGGUUCUGUCCCUCAUUCCGAUGAUACUGGAGCCGAAAGUUUCCCCUUCGGGAUUUCUAGAAGCACGCCGACAGGCAAACCGUCCGAAAAACAAGAAAAUGCUGGCGAUCAGAAAGAGAAGCCUUGCAGGGCAUGUAUGGAUUUCAAAUCUUGGAUGAAAAUACAGAAGAAACAAACGUCCAUGCAGCAGGGGGACCGUGACGUAGAAGAUCGCGAAAGGACAGCCGAGUGUCCGUUGGAUAGAGAGGAUCUUGGCAGAAAUACGUGGUCUUUCCUUCACACUACGGCCGCUUAUUACCCCGACAAACCCAGCGACAGCCAGCAGCAAGAUAUGAAGCAGUUCAUCAUCCUUUUCUCCAAAUUCUUUCCCUGCGACGAGUGCGCACAAGACUUAAGAUCGAGACUGAAAACGAAUGAACCAGAUGUAAGUAGUCGGCACAAUUUGUCUCAGUGGAUGUGUCGUCUCCACAAUGGCAUCAAUCUUCGACUUGGCAAGCCGGAGUUCGACUGUUCUAAAGUUGAUGAACGAUGGCGAGACGGCUGGAAAGAUGGUUCGUGUGACUGAUGUCUGGAAACAACAGUCCUGCUGAACAGCCGACGGCCAUGCAGGUUUCCAUCUGAAGAUCGGUUAGUGUUAGUCGGACACUAGUGAGGAAGUGCGGUAUCAAAUUUGCACAAACAUCGUCUUGUUGUCUAUGUGAAAAUCGCAUUUUAAGUUGGUAUGUCAAUGAAAUAUUUUUUGGUUGGGGGGAAAUAAACGUCAAGUUUCAAUUUCCAUAUUGAAA